This is a messenger RNA of Micropterus dolomieu (smallmouth bass), 3267 nucleotides long. It is a transcript of the gene brsk2a, whose product is annotated as BR serine/threonine kinase 2a. The transcript has 19 exons. The record is from RefSeq and is a predicted model, not a curated record. Gene Ontology annotation, biological process: protein phosphorylation; microtubule cytoskeleton organization; intracellular signal transduction. Gene Ontology annotation, molecular function: protein serine/threonine kinase activity; ATP binding; tau-protein kinase activity. Gene Ontology annotation, cellular component: cytoplasm. Bases 12 to 2138 code for a protein of 708 amino acids. Lineage: Eukaryota; Metazoa; Chordata; Actinopteri; Centrarchiformes; Centrarchidae.
ACAGAUUCGACAUGUCAUCGUCCGGUAAAGACAACAGUGGUGCCCAACAUGCCAAUUAUGUGGGACCUUACCGUUUGGAGAAGACGCUCGGGAAAGGACAGACAGGUUUGGUCAAGCUCGGAGUCCACUGUGUAACAUGCCAGAAAGUUGCCAUAAAGAUCGUCAACCGGGAGAAACUCAGUGAGUCAGUACUAAUGAAGGUGGAGCGAGAAAUAGCUAUUCUGAAGCUCAUAGAGCACCCGCAUGUUUUAAAGCUACAUGAUGUCUACGAAAAUAAAAAAUACUUGUACCUUGUACUAGAACAUGUGUCUGGUGGUGAGCUGUUUGACUACUUGGUGAAGAAAGGCAGGUUAACACCUAAAGAGGCCAGAAAAUUCUUCAGACAGAUCAUGUCUGCCCUGGAUUUUUGCCACAGUCAUUCCAUAUGCCACAGGGAUCUGAAGCCUGAGAACCUGUUGCUAGAUGAAAAGAACAACAUCAGGAUAGCAGACUUCGGCAUGGCCUCCCUUCAGGUUGGAGACAGUCUGCUUGAAACCAGCUGUGGAUCUCCACACUACGCUUGUCCAGAGGUCAUCAGGGGAGAGAAGUAUGACGGGAGGAAAGCAGACGUCUGGAGCUGUGGGGUCAUUCUUUUUGCUCUGUUGGUGGGUGCCCUGCCGUUUGAUGAUGACAACCUGAGGAAUCUGUUAGAGAAGGUGAAGUUGGGAGUGUUUCACAUGCCACACUUCAUUCCUCCAGACUGUCAGAACCUUCUCCGUGGCAUGAUUGAAGUGGAUGCCUCAAAAAGACUAACGUUAGAACUGAUCCAGAAGCACACAUGGUACAUAGGGGGGAAGAAUGAACCAGAGCCAGAGCAGCCCGUGCCCAGGAAAGUGACCAUCCGCAGUCUACCCUCCGCAGACGACAUCGACCCAGACGUACUGGACAGCAUGCACUCCCUGGGCUGCUUCAGAGACAAAAACAAACUACUGAAAGACCUGCUGUCAGAUGAUGACAACCAAGAAAAGAUGAUCUACUUCCUGUUACUAGACCGUAAGGAAAGGUACCCCAGUCAGGAGGACCAGAACCUUCCCCCUCGCAAUGAGAUUGAUCCCCCAAAGAAGCGGGUAGACUCUCCCAUGUUGAACCGUCAUGGCAAGAGGAGACCGGAGAGGAAGUCCAUGGAGGUCCUCAGUGUCACAGACGGAGGCUCACCUGUACCGGCAAGGAGGGCUAUCGACAUGACGCAGCAUGGACAAAGGUACACAUGGAGGUCGCGGUCUAUUAGUGGAGCCUCCUCUGGCCUCUCCACCAGCCCCCUCAGUAGCCCACGGGUUACCCCUCACCCCUCCCCUCGAGGCAGCCCCCUCCCCACCCCAAAGGGCACUCCGGUGCACACUCCCAAGGACAGCCCAGCCGGAACCCCGAACCCAACGCCGCCCCCAAGCCCUUCCAUCGGAGGCAUGCCUUGGAGGACGCGUCUCAACUCCAUCAAGAACAGCUUCCUCGGAUCACCUCGCUUCCACCGCAGGAAACUCCAAGUUCCCACGCAAGAGGAGAUGUCCAGCCUCACACCAGAGUCUUCUCCAGAACUUGCCAAAAAAUCCUGGUUUGGUAACUUCAUCAACCUGGAGAAAGAGGAGCAGAUCUUCAUUGUCAUCAAAGACAAGCCUCUCAGCUCCAUCAAGGCAGACAUCGUUCAAGCCUUUCUCUCGAUCCCCAGCCUGAGCCACAGUGUGAUCUCUCAGACAAGUUUCAGAGCAGAGUACAAGUCCACAGCGGGCCCUACAGUCUUCCAGAAGCCAGUCAAAUUCCAGGUGGAUAUUACCUACACAGAGAGCACAGCUGCCACCAAGGAGAACGGCAUCUACUCUGUCACCUUCACCCUGCUCUCAGGACCCAGCCGGCGCUUCAAGCGAGUAGUGGAGACGAUUCAGAGCCAGUUGUUAAGCACACAUGACCAGCCUGGGGUCCAACAGCUUUCUGACGAGAAGAACGGACAGGUGCCGUACCCUACUGGCACACCAUCCAAGCGCUGCCCCUCGCCCAUGCACGUCCGGAGGCACGAGCCAGAAAAUAAUGACACCAAAUGCCCCGCUGCGGGCCGAGACAGAGCCAAGUUGUCGCUGGCGUCUGUGGGGACUCAGGAGGAGUCUUAGGCUGAGACGCUGUGUAGUCAAGCCAGUGCUAAAACCUAUCCCAGUAUCACUAUAAGCCAGUGGCACAGAGAAUAUUCUCUCUGUACAUAGUUAGAUGUAUAUAAUAAAUUAUGGACAUGUUUUGUAUAAAAUGACUUUAUAUAGAUAGAAAUAGAUUGAGAGAAUCAAAAUGAUAUUUUACAAAAAUGCAUAUUGCACCUACACACUUCUGUCCUUCCAUUCCCCUUUUCAUAACCCCUCAGUGUUCACCAUCAUAAGCCACCCCUCUACCCCAACCAUCUAAUCGCUUGUGGCCCUUGCUCUGUUUUUUGCUCCCUUUGCUGUUAACCUGUGUGAUGACCUGACUUGUUUCUGAUACCAGGAAUUAUCCAGAAAACCUAUUAAGUCCCUCCUCCUGCUCCCUGCUCCGUUCGCCCUCCCUCGACCACCCGGCCCCCACCCCCGAGCGUGCCGAGAGAGACGGACAUUUGUUGACGGAGGACUGCUUUUAGAGGUGCGCUGAGAGAGGGGAUGGGGGUGGGGUGGUUACCAUGGGAACAGACCCUUCAUGCAGACUUCUACCUUCAUCUCCCUGUGUGACCCUUCUUCACCUCUGGCAGCCAUCAGUAGAAGUAAAUGAAAAAUAACUUUAGCGUUUUCCAUCUUAGAAACACAAAAACACACACGUGCACAACUAAUCCAAACAAAUCCCAUUGAAACAAGAAUGCACACUGCCCUCACCAACUGGCCCCUUUUCUUUCUUCGAGCUCAAGGAGCAUUCAUCAAUUAGAAACGAGCGUUUUACAAAAAGACACCGCAUACACAAAACAUAUACACGCACAGGUCCAGUAUGCGAAGAAAACUCUGGGAUGUAUUAACAAGAACAUGAACAACAACAACAACAACAACAACAACAACAAAAAGAAGACAUGCAGAAACACUGACUGAUUCAGAGGAGGAGAGAAGGUGGAGGAGUUUUGUGGAAAGCCCAAAUAGCCGACGUGGACGCUUGCUGGAUUGUAUUUGUUUGCUUUUUAAUGUACUUUCUUAGUGAAGAACUGGGUUUAAAACACUAACAGACUUUAUUAGACUUGAUACUAUUGCUGCAAAUGGACUGGAAUAGUGAUUUCAGAGAGGAGUGGGGUGUGAG